This is a messenger RNA of Vombatus ursinus (common wombat), 2017 nucleotides long. It is a transcript of the gene CORO1C, whose product is annotated as coronin 1C. The transcript is spliced from 11 exons. NCBI's taxonomy places the organism in Eukaryota, Metazoa, Chordata, Mammalia, Diprotodontia, Vombatidae. The record is from RefSeq and is a predicted model, not a curated record. Gene Ontology annotation, biological process: actin filament organization; neural crest cell migration. Gene Ontology annotation, molecular function: actin filament binding. The coding region runs from base 82 to 1509 and encodes 475 amino acids.
CUCGCUCGGCGGCUGCGGAGCUUGCGGGACUUGGGCGGCGGCGCCUCGGGCUCCUGGCGCGGGCACCUCUAGGCAGAAACCAUGAGGCGAGUGGUACGGCAGAGCAAGUUCAGGCACGUAUUUGGCCAGGCUGUGAAAAAUGACCAGUGCUACGAUGACAUCCGGGUUUCCCGAGUCACCUGGGAUAGCUCCUUUUGUGCGGUCAACCCCCGAUUUGUUGCCAUCAUCGUAGAAGCCAGCGGAGGCGGGGCGUUCCUCGUGCUGCCCUUGCACAAGACUGGUAGAAUCGACAAAUCCUACCCUACAGUAUGUGGCCACACAGGACCCGUGCUCGACAUCGACUGGUGUCCACACAACGACCAGGUCAUUGCCAGUGGUUCAGAGGAUUGCACAGUGAUGGUCUGGCAGAUCCCAGAAAACGGACUCACUCUUUCCCUGACUGAACCCGUGGUGAUUUUGGAAGGCCAUUCCAAGAGAGUGGGCAUAGUGGCGUGGCAUCCGACUGCACGCAACGUUCUGCUCAGCGCAGGUUGUGAUAAUGCCAUCAUCAUCUGGAAUGUGGGGACAGGGGAAGCCCUCAUCAACCUGGAUGACAUGCACUCAGACAUGAUCUAUAACGUCAGCUGGAACCGGAACGGCAGUCUGAUCUGUACGGCUUCCAAAGACAAAAAAGUGAGAGUGAUCGACCCCAGGAAGCAGGAGAUCGUGGCUGAGAAAGAAAAGGCACACGAAGGAGCUCGGCCCAUGAGAGCCAUCUUUUUGGCAGACGGCAACGUCUUCACCACUGGCUUCAGCCGCAUGAGUGAGCGGCAGCUCGCCCUCUGGAAUCUGAAAAACAUGCAAGAACCUAUCGCCCUUCAUGAAAUGGACACCAGCAAUGGCGUGUUACUGCCCUUCUAUGACCCUGACACCAGCAUCAUCUACUUGUGUGGGAAGGGUGACAGCAGCAUCCGCUAUUUUGAGAUCACGGAUGAAUCCCCCUAUGUCCACUACCUCAACACUUUCAGCAGCAAAGAGCCUCAGAGGGGAAUGGGGUACAUGCCCAAGAGAGGGCUCGACGUCAACAAAUGUGAGAUUGCCAGAUUCUUCAAACUUCAUGAGAGAAAGUGUGAGCCCAUUAUCAUGACUGUUCCAAGGAAGUCCGACCUUUUCCAGGAUGACCUGUAUCCAGACACAGCAGGACCCGAGGCCUCGCUGGAGGCAGAGGAAUGGUUUGAGGGCAAGAAUGCCGACCCGCUCCUCAUUUCCCUGAAACACGGCUACGUUCCCGGAAAGAACCGUGACCUCAAGGUGGUCAAGAAGAACCUGCUGGACAACAAGCACUCAGUCAACAAGAAAGGCGGCCUGAUGGGCCCCCCCAAGGGAGUGGCUGAUGGCGUUGGCACCGUGCAAAAUGAAGCCAAGUUGGACGAGAUCCUAAAAGAGAUCAAGUCCAUCAAAGACACGAUCUGCAAUCAAGAUGAGCGCAUUUCCAAGUUGGAGCAGCAGAUGGCAAAGAUAGCCGCAUGAAGGCACAGGAGCUGGGAAAGUGGGAGGGAGGCAGGAGGCGCUGGGGGAGACCACCAGCCAUCGGCCACGUUCCCACGGCUGGUGCGUGAGUGAGCCGCCAUUUAAAAAGUGGAGCUUUUUAUCAAAAGCCUUUCUGAUGUUUUAAGUGUUCCGUGACUGUUUGUUGAACUUUAAAGAAACAAAAAAAAAAGUGCUACUUUUAAAGUUCCAGAUAUUCUGAAUUUUGGAAACCAAACCAUUCAGAUUCAGUGUUGUGCCCAGGCCUCUUUUUAUCAUUAUUGUUGUUGUUGUUGCAGAAUAGGGACCAAUGGAUGCCACGUCGCUCUUUAGAGUUUGUUUUUUUAAACUUGCCAAAACCAAAAGGAGCUUUUUUUCCCCUCUGUAUUUUGCUACUUUGCAGUAUUUGUGUGUGUGUAUUUUUCCUUAAUUUGAAAGGGACAGCACUGUGUAUGUUUAUAAAAUGAAGAUAAAAUAUUAUUUUAUAUAAACAUUCAUCUUAGAACAAUCA